ACCUCUCCGAAAUAACACCUCUCUUAUUCAGGUAGGCGAGGUUCAGGACCUGUGACCCUGCAGCAGACCGGACCGGACCGGACUGGACGAAACUUAGCAAUGCAUCGAUACGUCCUCCUGAUUUAAAGGUCACGCUUGGAUUCCCGAACCUGCACAGCAGAAGCAGAACUUCUCAACACCCCUCCAAAAAAAACGAACCCACCAGGAUGAACGAGCACAGCCUGGCCCUCGACCUGCUCCUCAUCUGCAUCUCCUGCGGAGCGGCGGGUGCGCUGGCGGCUUCCAAUUCCACCGUCUCCGCCCCGCCGUCCACCAGCUUGACCAGCGCCUGCGCCGGAUGUCGUGCGGACCCCGGGAGCGUUCCCAGAACCAGGCGGAGGAGGUACAUCUCCCAGGACGACAGGCUCACCAUACUGGACUACCACAACAAAGUCAGAGGGAACGUCGUCCCGGCCGCGUCCAACAUGGAGUACAUGGUUUGGGACGAGGCCCUGGCGCGGAGGGCGGAGGAGUGGGCGUCCAUGUGUUUGUGGGAGCACGGUCCCCGAAAUCUGCUCCGGUUCCUCGGCCAGAACCUCUCUGUAAGAACCGGGAGGUACCGGUCCAUCCUGCAGCUGGUGAAGCCGUGGUACGAUGAGGUGAAGGAUUACUCCUUUCCGUACCCGCGGGACUGUAAACCCCGCUGCCCGCUGAAGUGCUACGGUCCCAUGUGCACCCAUUACACACAGAUGGUCUGGGCGACGUCGAAUAAGGUGGGCUGUGCCGUUCAUACCUGUCACAACAUGAACGUUUGGGGAUCAGUGUGGAGGAGAGCCACGUACCUGGUGUGUAACUAUUCAUCAAAGGGGAACUGGAUCGGUGAAGCUCCGUAUAAAGUGGGCGUGCCCUGCUCCAUGUGCCCGCCCAGCUACGGCGGAUCGUGUUCGAACAACAUGUGCUUCCCUGCUGUCCAGUCCAACCACCUGCACUGGCUUAAAUAAUCCCACACACACACACACACACACACACACACUCUCCUCCUGUGAGAUUUUGCACAACAUUCCUGAUGUGUAUAUGUGGAUCUAUUUAACUGUAUAACCCCGAACGUUUAUAAAUUAUUGUUUUAUUAUUAUGAUCGUGUUUAUAUCAGAUAUUAUUUAGGAGUCGGUGCUGUUUAAACGUCUCGGGUGGAGUCCCAAUACUUCUGGUAAACAUUCAAACUCUCCCCUCGGGACCGCCUCCGUCCUCUGAAUAGUACAGACGAUUUCGAGUCUUGUCGUAUCCGAUUCCCCGAUGCUGCAGACCUCCACUCCUGAUCGACCGCUUCUUUUCCCCUGCACUAUUCGUGUUCAUAUGGAGAUCCGUAUCGUGCAUGGAGAGUCCCUACCCGUCGUCUCUGUGCAGCACCAUCGAUCAGCCAGCAGAGGGCGUAACUGCAGCAGUUUUACCGCUGCGCCACCCAACCGCCAGGCACGAUUAAACACGUCUGGUGGAGGGGAGGUCAGAUUGGGUUUCUCCUCUCCCACGCCCCCAGCAGGGCGACCCACCUGCAGUUUACAUACCGCCAAGCUAAAUCUACGUUCAGUUUGGCGUACCCUAAAACCCGCUGCUGAGAUUUUUUAAAAGGUGCUCGUUAACGACGAAGAAAUAUUUGAAACGUACACCUACUGCUAAUUCGUGUCAGACUAAAGUAGCUAAUGACAGUGCAGGUGUUACGCUACAGCUAACAGCUAACAGCUAACAGGACUUAAAGGUCAUUAAAGGGUUUUUAAUUUGGUGCUGAAUCGCUGCAGUAACAGGCGACACCUUUUUUAAACUAAAGCGUUCGCCAGCCAAACCGUUUGCUCAUAAUUUGGCAUUUUAUUUUAUUAUUUUUUAAUUAUUAUUAUCAGUAUUUGAAGUGCAAUCUGUCGUUCAAAUCCAGCUGAGGGUUUGAGGAUGAAUUUUGUGUUAUUUGUUAUUUGUUUGGUAUCGUGUACGUCUACGAAACUCAGCUGAAAUUAUUAACGAACACUUUCUACAAAGCCCACACUUCAAAUCAUAUAUUCAACGUUUGUAGGGUGGAGCUGCAGACCUACCUGUCCAUCAAGGAGACGAUCAUGACAGAACAGGGACAAAAAUCCGCUGCAGUUACGCCCUCUGCUGGCUAGUCGAGGCGCUGCACAGAGACAGGGGAUCACAGAGAUUAGUGUGUGACUCUGUACGCUAUACUGAUCUCUGUGUAAACCCUGCACACGUGUCAAAGGGGCGCGUGUUAUGAGUAGGUACAGGGGAAUUGGACAUGACUAAAUUGGGAAAACAUGACAAGGAAAAUGCAUAAAUAAUGGACACGUACUUCACCUUUGAAUCAUAGGCUCUUUUCAUAGUCUUUUUAAUUGUGAUUUGCGGUGUGGGGCUCGGUACAAAGUGUUUGCAUUAAUUUUACCUUAAAACAGAAAAUAAAAGAGCAAAUUUAACCUAAAAUACAAACAGAAAUUUUGCUUUUUGACUUUAAGAAUUGUCAGAAAUUAUGGGAUGGGAUGAUGGGAUUAAAAUCAUGAUUUAUUUUCUCUGUUUGUGUUUAUUGUGCACUGAUUUUUUCUCACGUUGUAAAUAAGGGUUGUAAUUCCCGACUGCGCUUUGUUUGGAUUUUGUACUGCAGAAUAAAAUCGGAUUCUUU
Molecule: messenger RNA, 2638 nt
Organism: Trichomycterus rosablanca
Lineage: Eukaryota; Metazoa; Chordata; Actinopteri; Siluriformes; Trichomycteridae
Gene: pi15a
Product: peptidase inhibitor 15a
Exons: 5
Coding region: 207-980 (257 amino acids)
Source: RefSeq, a predicted model, not a curated record